Aspergillus homomorphus CBS 101889 is the source of this 2261-nucleotide messenger RNA. RefSeq lists its product as uncharacterized. Gene Ontology annotation, molecular function: DNA binding; DNA-binding transcription factor activity, RNA polymerase II-specific; zinc ion binding. The transcript has 7 exons. Gene Ontology annotation, cellular component: nucleus. The coding region runs from base 167 to 2128 and encodes 653 amino acids. Gene Ontology annotation, biological process: regulation of DNA-templated transcription; DNA-templated transcription. NCBI's taxonomy places the organism in Eukaryota, Fungi, Ascomycota, Eurotiomycetes, Eurotiales, Aspergillaceae. The record is from RefSeq and is a predicted model, not a curated record.
CAAGUACAGGAUUCACUUACUCUCGCAGACGGAUCAUCAGUUGACUCUCGAAGAGACAGUCAUCUUAUCCAGCCGACAUCUGGCGAGAAAGACAUGAUUCUCGUCUCUAGUGAUCCAAAUUUGAGGUCUUCAGCGGGCAGAAGAUAAGCUUAACUGAUUAACAAAAAUGGUCAAGCAAGCAGCCACGGGGAAACCCGUUCGCUUGGCUACGUCAUGCACCGAGUGUCAGCGACGAAAGCAGAAGUGUAGUCGGGAUUGGCCAUGCAAUCACUGUCAAGCACGACGAGUAGCCCAUCUAUGCAAAUUUCCCACGAAGGCGCUCAAAGGGGCCAGGUCUGUGGCCAACCCUGCAAGCAUAGAUGAUCCGCCAGCGGCUCCUGUAGAAUUGGCCUUGGAAACCUCAGGUUCCGGUAGAAUUACGGAAGUUACCAACGACAAUGCUUUCCGUAUACUCGGGUACCUUCCAGAUAACGAGGCAACAGCGCCUCCGGGUGCUGAACGAUAUCAAUCAGCGGCAAUAUCCCAGGUUUCCCCGAGUGUAAUUCAACCCGAAAUGGAAAAGGCGCUUCGUACAGUGCCCCCCAAACCAUACACAGACAUCUUGGUACACCACUUUCUUAGUGAGAUCAAUGGGCAAUACUAUUGUCUCUAUCCGCCAACGUUCUCGCACGACUAUGCUACUUGGUGGUCUGGUAAAGCAAGUGGCCAGGCGCUGACGCCAGAAUUCACCUGCCUUUUGUUACGUAUCUGUGCCUGCGCUGCGUUAUAUCUCGACUCCGGUGUCCGCCAGAAGCUGGAAACAGAACUGGGAGAGAACGCUCAAAAUCUUGCUGAACGAUAUCACCAUACUGCCAAGCAACUCAGCAGCACCAUUGCUCCGGGUAAAGGGGGACUGACCAAUGUGCAACAACUGUUCCUCAACGCAGUGUUCUUCAAAAGUGAGGCACUGUUUGUCGAGUCAUGGCACGCUUUGGGCGCCGCGAUUCACCAAGCGCAAGAGCUGGGCAUGCAUAAAAAUUCCUCCAAGGCAGUGACAUCUGAAUUCGAACGUGAGAUGAGAAGGCGUAUUUGGUGCAUUCUGUAUACUUGGGAUUGGCAAAUGUCCUUACUACUGGCACGACCCUUUAUCAUAAAUAGCAGUUACUGUUCUUUCGAGCUGCCAACUCUGCGGCUGGAGAGCCCCGAGUCCGAUGAGUUCGGGCUUUCACCAAUCGCACACAUCACCUUCCAAUGUCAACUCGGGCAGACCAUCUCCAAGAUACCCGGCGUGAUGGGUGGCAUACUGUCUCCGGCACAGGCCAUCACGAUACAACAGGAGACUGAGAAGUGGUUGAACACUCUUCCCGCGGCAUACAGACUCGAAAACCCCGAUACGCGUUGGGAUCAGUCUUAUCAUUACGUGGCUAUGCAUCGACAUCAGUUACAUGCCAUUGGUUAUAUGGUAAUGUUCCUGCCCCUGAAGCCAUGCCUCACAACUACCAUCGAUCACGACAAACCCAGCAUUGAGCGCAGUCUUCGACCGACUGCCGUCGACUGCGCAUUGAAGCUACUGGAGUCAUCGCAGCGGAUGUUAUCUUUUAUGCUACCCGCGAACGCCAAAUUUCACUAUGCCCCUUUCAUUAUAUUCGAUACAGCAGCCUUCCUAUGCUCUGCAAUCAUCCACGAUGCCAGCGAAACCCUCCCUGACCGAGAAAAGGUUAUCAAGGCUAUUGGAGCCGCUCUCGAUGCGCUGGAACAAAUAUCUCAGAGCACAAAGACGGGUGCUAUUUGCUUUGCAGUACUCAAUAGGCUUGCUGAUACCAUGAGCCUAUCUCUGGAGGAAAAGGCGACCAUCGUCUCCAGAUCGGCCGAGAGGUCUCUUGAAGGCCCCAAGACACCUGCGUCGGAUCGACUGGGCUAUGGCUCCUAUAAUGACACCACUUCCGCUUCCACGGUUCUGGAUAUGCCGUGGAACUCAUUCGAGGCAGGCAUGGAUUCUACCUUGUCAUCUGGACUCAGUUUUUCGGGAGCAGGAGCCGAUCUAUUCACCGGGCUGGAUGAUCUUGCCAACAUCGAUAUGUGCGAGCUGAGUCAGAUCUGGGACUGGGAUAAUCUUGAUCUGCACCUUCAAUGUCCUCCCGCUGCUUGACUUGCGGCUUCUACAAGGCGCAUGGCGCCGUGCCUCCAAAAUGCGGAGAUGGCGGAGUGCGAAGAUCAAACAUGAUCAACUUACGUGAAGACAAAUUAAUUAGAUAGCAAAUUGCUUUCCCAAUAGAGACAGG